AGCUUUUUCUGUAAUCAAUACGGAAAAGGAGCAAUGUUUUUUCUAUUAUUUGAUUAAACUUUAAAGCAAUUUUUAUGUUUUAUCGUCUUUAGUCUUCGUUGGUCGUAAGUACGAAUGCAAAUUUCUGUUCUCGUUGUGCAUAUGCACGUUUUUCCCACCAAGAGCACCAGAGAAAAAAUGUGUCUAUAGUUCGGCUGCUGUCAGCUAGAGGCUCGUAUUCUUAGUGCGCAUUUUUUAACAUUGCAUCUGUGAUCUCGCUAUUCAUCUCUGAUCAUUCUAAUACAUACAUAUGUACAUAUCAAUGGAUUGUAUUAUUAAUCAUCGUAAUAUUUAUAUUAACGUAAUCAUUAAAAAAUGCAUCAGUGUUAAUCGUUAGAAAUAUAGUUGUUGAGUGGGUGUAAAGCGAAUACGCCUAUCAUAAAUAAUGAUAGAAAAAUGGAGUAAUAUUUGGGAAUAUAUAUAUAUAUAUAUAUGCAUUUCUAAACUCAACUACAUUUUGAUUGUAUAUAAUGUGGAAUUUUUUAUGUAGAUAUUUUUGUACAUUUUGGAUUAUCUAUUUACAUAUGUUGAUUUUAUUAAAAGUUUUUCUUAAGUAACAUAUGUGUAUAUCUAUAGACAAAGACAUAGAAUAUAAAUUUCUCAUAUAAAUUAUAAUUUAUUAUAAAUUUAUUAUAUCAUAUUGUUUAAUAUACAAUGUAUCUUAAUUAUAAAAAAGAUACAAAGCAUUGAUACUAUAUUUUAUAAAAAUGCAUUUUUCUAUACCAGAUACACAAGAAUUUAUUGAUGCAACUGAUAAUACAUAUGUGGGUUACAACAUUCAUAUAAAUGGAUUAUUUCAUUGUACUGUGAGAUAUAAACAACUACACAGUCUUCAUGAACAAUUGGCUAGAAAUUUAGAUAUCUCUCUCCCAGCAUUUCCCCCUAAAAAAUUUUUUCCUUUAACAACAAAUCAGCAAGAAGAGCGUCGUCUUUCUUUGGAAAAAUAUAUUCAAACAAUUGGACAAAAUCCAGUUGUUAAUAAUUCGGGAAUGUUAAAUGGAUUUUUAUUAAAUGCUCAGCAAGAAACUAUUGGAGGCCCAUCUAAUAAUGAAUUUAUGGACAUUUUUCUUAUGAAUGGUUGUAAAAUAACAAUAAAUGUUUCUACAGGGGAUCAUUCUGGUAGUGUUUUAGAGAAAGUAUACAAAAGCCUUAGACUACCUGAAGAAUAUUAUUCAUAUUUUGUAUUAUUUAUUGUUGCCCACGAUGAAGCAAAUAGUGUUCAUUUACUACGAAAAUUGCAAAACUUUGAGUCCCCAUUUAUAACUAUUAAACAUCUACACGUUAUAGGAAGUAAAGUUGUACUUGGAAAAAAUUAUUGGGAUGUGGGCUAUGAUUUGAAAAUAAUGGAUAAUGAGGUGGCAAUGAAUUUAUUAUAUAUUCAAGCAGUUGCAGAAAUUAAUUGGGGAUGGAUUCCCAUUACAGAUGAACUAAGAAAUAAGCUAAUAGUCUUAAAAAAGCAUGGAAAGAAAAAAGAAUAUCUGGACAUAGUACGUACUUCAAAGUAUUAUGGAUAUAUUCAGUUUGCUCCAUGUUUUUGUGACUAUCCUCAACCAGAUUCAAAAGUAUUAGUAGCCAUAGGUAGAAAUGAAUUAAAUUUGCGUAUAUUAAAUGAUGGAGAACAAUGCGAAGAAGUAUUUAAAGUCUCACGAAUGCGUUGUUGGCGUAUAACUACUUUGCAAAAUGGAUGUGAAAGGGGAGGAGAAGAAAGUGACGAGUUUAGUUUAGAAUUAUCGUUUGAAUAUUUAAUAGCUAAAAAUCAAUUACAAUGGGUUACAGUUACUUCAGAACAAGCUAUCUUAAUGUCUGUAUGCUUGCAAGCUAUGAUUGAUGAAUUAUUAUCAAAGACUGUUGAUAGUAAUAAUAAGGCUCAGGAGGUGUCUCAAAAAUCCUGGAUUUAUGUUAUGAGAAAUGGCCAGAGUAUUACAGUGGGAUCGAGCUCUAAUGAAGAAUCUGAAGAAAGUAAAAAGAAUCGUUGUAUUAAACAACCUUCUAAAUCAGAACCAAUUAUGAAGAAACUUGCUGACAGAUUAUCAGUAGUAAAAAUAAAAAAAUCUAGUGAUGUUAGAAGUAACAUAAGUAGCAAGGUUCAAGGAAAACAAACAUUGGAAUAUGAUAUGGAAAAUAAUGCAUUUCGCAUGAUCGAUGAUGACGACUUAUGAAUAUAUAAACUGGAACUGUGAAAUGAAAAAUAGAUUAGAAAUAUCUUGAAAAAUAUCAAAUUUUUAAAAUCAUAUUAA
This is a messenger RNA of Bombus pyrosoma, 2276 nucleotides long. RefSeq names its product sorting nexin-17 (gene Snx17). The transcript has 9 exons. The record is from RefSeq and is a predicted model, not a curated record. Gene Ontology annotation, biological process: intracellular protein transport. Lineage: Eukaryota; Metazoa; Arthropoda; Insecta; Hymenoptera; Apidae. Gene Ontology annotation, cellular component: early endosome. Gene Ontology annotation, molecular function: phosphatidylinositol binding. Bases 747 to 2198 code for a protein of 483 amino acids.